GCCAUGGAAGCUGAAGAAAUUAUGGAAUGUAUCCAGGAAUUCCCUGAACACUAUAAAGUUAUUUUGGAUAGACUCAAUGAACAACGUGAGCAGGACCAGUUUACAGAUAUCACACUGAUUGUUGAUGGUCACCAUUUCAAAGCUCAUAAGGCUGUUCUUGCUGCCUGUAGCCAGUUCUUCUACAAAUUCUUCCAAGAUUUCACUCAGGAGCCCUUGGUGGAGAUUGAAGGUGUAAGUAACAUGGCAUUUCGUCACCUAAUUGAGUUCACCUAUACAGCAAAACUAAUGGUCCAAGGUGAGGAAGAAGCAAAUGAUGUUUGGAAAGCAGCUGAGUAUCUACAGAUGUUAGAAGCUAUCAAAGCACUUGAAAUCAGGAACAAAGAAAAUUCAUCACCCUUAGAAUCAAAUCAAAGACAAGGUAAAAAUAAAGCAAAAAAGAGGAAGAUUGCUGAAACAUCUAAUGUUAUCACAGAAGCACUGCCAUCUGCAGAAUCAGAGCCUGUUGAAAUUGAGGUUGAGAUUGCUGAAGGGACGAUUGAAGUGGAAGAUGACAGCAUCGAAACACUUGAAGUAGCUUCUGCAGAGCAAUCUAUAAAGUACAUACAUACAACAGGUACAUCAGAUGAAUCUGCUUUGGCUCUUUUGGCAGAUAUCACCAGUAAAUAUCGUCAAGGAGAGACAAAAUGCCAGGUUCAAGAAGAAGGUGGUGCAACUGAUCCCUCAUGCAAACAGGUAGAAGAUAUUGAACUUGUGGAACUUCAAGUGUCGCAUGUGAAGAAUCUAUUCCACUGUGAAAAAUGUAACCGUUCAUUUAAAUUGUUUUACCAUUUUAAGGAACACAUGAAAACACACUCUGCUGAGAGUUACAAGUGUGAUCUAUGCAAUAAAAGCUACCUACGAGAGAGUGCUUUGAAACAACACCUCACCUGUCACCACCUUGAUGAAGGUGGUUCUAGCAAGAAGCAAAGACCUGGCAAGAAAAUACAUAUAUGCCAAUACUGUGAUAAGCAGUUUGAUCACUUUGGACAUUUUAAAGAGCACCUCCGAAAGCACACAGGUGAAAAACCAUUUGAAUGUCCAAACUGCCAUGAGCAUUUUGCUAGGAAUAGUACACUCAAAUGUCAUCUGACAGCCUGUCAGUCUGGAGCUGGAGCUAAAAAGGGAAGAAAGAAGCUUUACGAAUGUCAGGUUUGUAACAGUGUGUUUAACAGCUGGGAUCAAUUUAAAAAUCAUUUGGUAAUACAUACAGGUGUCAAACCCAACCACUGUACCUUAUGUGAUUUGUGGUUUAUGCAAGGCAGUGAGCUAAGAAGGCAUCUCAAAGACAUGCACAAUAUUUCAGAACAAAUAGUGACAGAAGAGAUUCUUCCAGUGGAAGCUAUGGAAGCUGAACCAGUAACAUCAAUGACUAUAAUAGAACAAGUGGAGCAAGUCCAUGUCCUACCAGUAAUUCAGGUACAAGUGGAUCCUGCACAGGUAACUGUGAAACAGAUGCACCAGGAUCUCAUACAGGAAAAUCAAGUGAAAGGCACACAGAUGGAGGAACUGCAAGAACAGGUGCAAAUUAGUUAUUUAGAAGUUGAACACAUUCAGACUGAACAAGGUGCUGAAGUGCAUGUGGAGCAAUUACACGUUGGGCGUGUAAGUCGAAUACAGGUGGAAGAAGUACAGGCAGAACUUAUAGAUGGAACAGACCUUGAACAAGUAGAAUAUGAAAGUGUUGAUCAAGGAGAAGCAGAAGAAAAUGAAACCAGUCAAGUAGAUGAUGCAGAUAUGGAAGAUCAUGAACAAGCUGAAGACUUAAAAACUCAGCAAUUAGUGGACACACAGAAUGAAAAGGUGGAUAACUAGGACAAAUGACCACACUGUGCAGCUUUAGGAAUUAAGUACCCAAUUAUUUUUGCUAGCUUUUACAUUGGUUUUUGAACCAAUAGUCUGUGGUCACCUUUCCAAUAUGCUGUCCUUAGGAAGCUGGACAAGUGGACCAAAGUUAGUUUUCUUCAUGUAGAACUAAACCUCUCCUAUGUGAAAAAUAACUUUACCAUUCAUGUAGUGCCAUGGAACAGAAAACACCACAGCUUUGUUAGGAUUUUAAUAAUGAACAGCUUGUAUCAUUUACCUCAUCCCUAGGUAUAUGUAAGAGUAACUUUGCCUCUUUUCUUCUUGCUAUAGAAGCAAACUCUUGUUAUGGAUUUGCAGGG
Zonotrichia leucophrys gambelii is the source of this 2201-nucleotide messenger RNA. RefSeq names its product zinc finger protein 131-like. Bases 4 to 1851 code for a protein of 615 amino acids. Lineage: Eukaryota; Metazoa; Chordata; Aves; Passeriformes; Passerellidae. Gene Ontology annotation, biological process: regulation of transcription by RNA polymerase II. Gene Ontology annotation, molecular function: protein binding; DNA-binding transcription factor activity, RNA polymerase II-specific. The transcript has 6 exons. The record is from RefSeq and is a predicted model, not a curated record. Gene Ontology annotation, cellular component: nucleus.